AUGCGUCUCCCGUGCCUUGCCAUGUGGAGUACGUACUUGGACUGCAACGCAAUGCAGCUAGCAGUCCAGUUUUUCCACCCUGGACACUCGAAACUCGACAGGGCUUGGCUAAAUACGAAGGAGGAGCGUUCUAGAACAGUGAGCCGCAGCAACACCGCUGUAGAUCUCAGGCUAAUUCUAGGAGAGAAGGCCGAGUGGAUCGUGGUGCAAGAGCAUUUAUCGACAUUCUCCGUUAUCAGAUUGACAAUCAGUUCCAUGUCUUCCAUCUCGGAGCGACUCCCGUCCAAUCAGGGCCCCCGGAGCUUCAACAAUUAA
Fusarium graminearum PH-1 is the source of this 315-nucleotide messenger RNA. RefSeq lists its product as uncharacterized. Lineage: Eukaryota; Fungi; Ascomycota; Sordariomycetes; Hypocreales; Nectriaceae. The transcript is spliced from 2 exons. The record is from RefSeq and is a predicted model, not a curated record. The coding region runs from base 1 to 315 and encodes 104 amino acids.